Messenger RNA from Neltuma alba, 2228 nucleotides. RefSeq lists its product as uncharacterized. Bases 897 to 1511 code for a protein of 204 amino acids. Lineage: Eukaryota; Viridiplantae; Streptophyta; Magnoliopsida; Fabales; Fabaceae. The transcript has 2 exons. The record is from RefSeq and is a predicted model, not a curated record.
UGUUGGUGCUUUCGUUCAUUUUAUUUUGCAUUAGAAAGUGCUGCAACUCUCCGGCGAUUGCUGUUCUUGGUUGUCGCUGGAUUUUGCUAUUUCAGUAAAUGGGGAGGAACGCUGUGUGAGGAACUGCAUGUUAACAUUUGAUUUAGGCCUGGCUGCGGCGAAGUAGAGAUCUUUUUCUUCUGCCUUCAUUUAAAGCGAUCCCACUGUGAUAUAGUUGAUAGAUUCGUUUGUCGGUAAAUUAACAGGGAUUCAUCUUUUGCUCCAUUGAAUGAAUAGGAGCUGAUUGAGAAAUUUUGUUUUCUUUUCUUAUUUUUCGUGAGGAUACUGUUGCUUAACUUUUAUUUAUUCUUUUUUUGUUAAAUUUUAUUGUCAACUUAUGUUGUGAAUUCCAUAUCGAAAUGUUUAGAAAAUCUCCAUGAAUUGAAGUUUGUCAGGAGUAUUGAUUCGCCAAGUUGUUAUUUAGUUUUUUCAAAUCAAGAAUUUGUUUGCGAAGUUUGGUUUUGGCACAUAAAAAAUGUGUUAUGACUAUUUUGCAGAAUUCUGUGCUUUUUUGCGUAGAAAGAAAAAAUCACUUCCUUUCUGAGCUCAUUACCAUGAUCUUUUAAGCGACACUUUUAACACGUUUUUGGAAAUUAAAGAUUUGGAUGCCGCCUUUAAAUGGCUUCAGAUUGGGUGUCGGUCUUGUUUUAUGGUCUCCUAAAUCUGUAUCUAUACUGUGAGAUAUGCCUUCACUGUGAGAUGUGCAUUUUUUCCCCCCUACUAAACUCAUUCUAUCCUUAUACAAUACUUUCUUUUUGCUUGAAAGGCUUCAACUCUGGUUUGUUCAAGCAGACAGAGCCACAUAUAGAAAUCUCAAAUCUCAUGCUGCUUUACUGAACUGCCGAUGAGCAGAACUGAUGUUAUUGGCAGUAGAAGGAGGAGGAUUCUUCUCUUCUUCAGCUUCAGGAUAUAGUAAGGGCCUGACCCUUCUUCUCUUGGGUCAGAGGAGUGAGGAUAAACCCAUGAGAGUUUCCCCGUGGAACCAGUACCAGUUGGUAUACCAAGAAUCAGACCCCGAGCUCCAGCUGGCUUCAACAAAGAAUCGCAUUUCCCGCGGUUGCGCUUCCUUUGCUUGCUUUGGUCGCGCUUCCGCAGGGCUUGAAACACCAUCUCCUCUUAAAGUGGGCCCUGCCCAACAGCAUGAUGUCUCACCAGGGUCCUUGGUUUCUGACAAGGAGCAAUCUGUUCAUCUUGAUAAUAGUAAUGCUACAAGAAAAAUAGCACUUAAAAGUAGCCUAAAAAGGCCACAAGAUCAUAAGCCAACUCCCAUUGAAGCUGCUAAUGAACGUGAAGAAUCAGGCGGUGAGCGGAGUGAUUUUUCUGUUCAAAGAGAGCGCAGGAAAGUGCAGUGGACAGAUGCUUGUGGCAAUGAGCUCACUGAGAUACGAGAGUUUGAACCAAGUGAAGUGGAUGGAUCAGAUGAUGAAUUUGACAAUGGGAAUGACAGAACUUGUUCGUGUGCCAUUAUGUAAAAUUGAAUUUCCACCAUAAGACGAGUGGAACUCAUUUGCGUGGCGUCCAGGGAAUCACUGCUUCUAAUAGCAUCACUCAGCUUGUAGAGAAUGAAGCCACAAUUUUACAGGACAUCUGAGACGGACAUGGUAGAGAGUCCAAUAACAUGAUCUGCCUGAGUGAUCGUCUGUGUCGCAGCCUUCAAUUUUGUUCCUCUGCUUCUCACCGUCAUCAUCAUCAAUCAAUUUAUUGUAUAUUUCUUGUGUGAUUACAUUAUCUUUCGAUUCAUCACAUUUAUGCCAUUUCAUGUUCUCAUUGUUAUAUGGAUCGACGAAGUUUUAGUCCUAUCACCUAUGUUCUCAUCUUCAUCUAGAAGAAAAAUUAUACAAGCAUGAGAUUCCAUACAAAGUAUUUGAUAGCAGCUUGGUGAUGCUGAUAAACAAAGGGGCUUCUGAGUUAUGUCCUCUGCUUGAAACCAGGGCUGUGAACGGAAGGGUUGGAAACUGAGAAUUAUUCCGCUCGUUGCACUGAGUUUAGGGUUCAUUUGGUGUCACUGAGUUGCCCGAGUCGUGCGAGUGAAAAUCAUUUGUGGCAGUGUUCUCUUGGUGGUGUGUUUGAUGAAAGGGGGCACCACUCCUCCAUCAGGAAAACAUGUGUCAUUUAUCAGACGCUUAUGGUCGGGCUCUGGAUCCUUAGCUUUUCCGACGCGCCUGUUUAUAAAAUUAUAUAAAAAAUUU